AGCACUGCAAGCUACCCACUGCACCACUGUGCCACUCUCCAUCCAAUCCAUCAGAAUACAAUUUUCUCUGUCGUCUUGUAAUGGACCAGGGACUUUUCUUUUGUUUAGUUGCAUAAUCCACUUUCUCAUUCUACUGGACAAAUGCUUAUAAAAGAGUGUUUUAAAAUAAACUGAAAUUGAGGCUGGACAGACGGUUUCUAAUGCCAACCUUGCCACCCCUGUUGUUAUGGUUAUUAUUAAACUUGCUUUAUUGCUGUUGACAAUAGCCAAUGUACUGUAGUCUUAAGAAAGCCUGUUUCAAUAUAGGACCCAAUAAAAUGUUAUGUUAUUACUAGUCGGUCAGGGGAGUAAUAAAUAAUACAUACAUUUACAUAAAUCCCAGGAUCUAAUUUCAUUAGAAAAGUUUAGUUAAAUUAAAAGUGCUGCUUCUUAAAGUUUAUACCUUUACCUUAUAAUGUCUAUGUACUGUAUCUUCUCCCUAUAAUCAUACUGUAUCAUACUGUAUGCUGCACAGAUGAGAGACAAAUAAACGAUGAAAAAACAAUAAACGUGUAGGCAAAUCCUUUACCUUCGAUUUUCAAAUUCAAAUAAAGUGGCAUACAUUACAUUUUUUGCACGACAGGUGGAGUACAGUGAAGAGCUAAAGCCCUAAUUGUAUUUAUCGCGGUGAAUAAUUGGUCAGCGAGUCGCCAGAGUAACACACAAGAGCACGACACGUCGUCUUCCAGAAGCCAGUUUCCGUGCCGGGUCUUCGAGGCGUCUUGCCUUCUUCUGUGUAGUUUCCUCUCAUCUUUCGAGACGUUUGGUGCUCUGCAGCAUCACUCUCAGGUACAGGCAGUAGCGAUCGGAAUGUGUCUCACCACCGUCCACACUCACUAGACGUCUCCCUACUGUGUAAAUACAGCACGUCUCUUAGAAAGCUUAGCCAAGAGGCGACCCGGACACUUUUUCAGGAUUAGCCGCAUUCCUGCUGCUCACAUGCUCUGUGGUUGACCAAGCUGUUAGAGUAAGAUACAUUUUUGGAAAAAAGCACUACUGACUGGGAUUCAGAUGCUCCAGAACUACAAUGUAUAAGAUGGGAAACUAAAGUGGAGCUUGGAUAGCACCUUUCGGGAUAUCCUCAGCAGCUGUUAAAUGACUCUGGCUCACCGUCGGUGGCAGCAAUGAAAGGGUUAUCGAGUAGCCGAAGCCAUCACCACAUGGUCACCUGUGACCCGUCCUAUGACCCCCUGACCCACCAUCCGGACCGGAAGCCGUACAUGUUGAACCCCAUGGACUCGCACCCCGCGGACCACCCCUACUACACCCAGAGGAACUCCUUCCAGUCCGAGUGCGCGGUGCCGUUCAACGACCAGCUUGCGAGCAGCACGUUCCCCAGGAGACACUACAGCUCCCACCACGAGCUGAAGGAGGAGUGCGCCGUGGUGCCGCAGGGCGCGGCCGGCAAGGGCAACCGCAUCCCCACCACCCUGAUCGACCAGUUCGAGCGGCAGCUGCCCAUCACCCGCGACGGCUACCACACCCUCCAGUACAAGAGGACGGCGGUGGAGCACCGGAGCGACAGCCCCGGGAGGAUCCGCCACCUGGUGCACUCCGUUCAGAAGCUGUUCACCAAGUCCCACUCCCUGGAGGGGCCCUCGAAGGGCAGCCUCAACGGCAGCAAGGCCAGCCCCGACGAGCCCCACGCGCCGAAACACGGCAAGCGCAGCAAGAGCAAAGACAGGUGUAAGCCGGAGAUCAAGCCCCGGUCGAACAUAUCCGGCUGGUGGAGCUCGGACGACAACCUGGACAGCGACGUAUGCCUUUACCACGCCCCCUCGGGCGUCAUGACCAUGGGCCGGUGUCCCGACCGGUCCGCCUCUCAGUACUUCCUGGAAGCCUACAACACAAUCAGUGAACACACCCUUAAAACGUCCCGGAGCAAUAACGAUGUAAAAUGUACGACCUGUGCGAGUAUCCCCAUAAACUUGGACGCACAGCUCAUGAAGAAAAGUUCAUGGUCGUCAACUCUUACGGUGAGCAGAGCACGUGAAGUCUACCAGAAGGCCUCUGUAAAUGUAGAUAAAACUGUAAUGAAAUCUGAGACUUGUCAGCGGGAGCGGGCAUGUCAGUAUUUGCAGGUCCCCCAGGAUGAAUGGAGUGGCUUUGCACCCUCAGGUAAGGACGACGAGAUCCCCUGCCGCCGGAUGCGCAGCGGCAGCUACAUAAAAGCCAUGGGAGACGAUGACAGUGGGGACUCGGACACCAGCCCGAAGCCCUCUCCGAAGAUCCAGGCGCGGAGAGCGAGCUAUCUCAAGGCCACCCAGCCGUCUCUGACCGAGCUGACCACUCUCAAGAUUUCGACUGAGCAUUCGCCCAAACUUCAGAUCCGAAGUCACAGCUACCUGAGGGCGGUGAGCGAGGUGGAGGUGAACGGCCAGUUCGAGUCGGUGUGCGAGUCCGUGUUCAGCGAGAUGGAGUCCCAGGCAGUGGACGCCCUGGACCUGCCCAUGCCCGGCUGCUUCCGGAUGCGGAGCCACAGCUACGUGAGGGCCAUCGAGAAGGGCUGCUCUCAGGACGACGAGUGCGUCUCCCUGCGCUCCGCGUCGCCCCCGCGCACCACCACCACCGUCCGGACCAUUCAGAGCAGCACCGUGUCGUCAUGCAUCACCACCUACAAGAAGACGCCCCCGCCCGUCCCCCCCAGGACCGCCACCAAGCCCUUCAUCUCCAUCACGGCGCAGAGCAGCACCGAGUCGGCCCAGGACGCCUACAUGGACGGCCAGGGCCAGCGGGGGGACAUCACCAGCCAGUCGGGCCUCAGCAACUCCACGGAGAGCAUCGACAGCAUGAAGGCCCUGACGGCCGCCAUUGAGGCCGCCAACGCCCAGAUCCAUGGCCCGGCCAGCCAGCACGUCAGCAGCAGCACCAUCGCCCUCGCCUCCGCCUCCGCGCUGGUGCAGGCCCCCGGGGACAGCAAGAAAGACCUGCUGCGCAAGAGCAAGUGCUUAUCCAUUGGGAUACAGGUUGAUGGACCUGAUGAGUCACCUGAUAUGGAAGAAAAUUCUGUUUCACAUAAGUUCCAGUCCGUGGGGAUUCAAGUUGAGGAGGAGAGAUGCUUCCGAAGGUUCACGAGGUCCAAUAGCGUGACGACGGCUGUGCAGGCCGAUCUGGAUACCCACGAGGUCUUGUACGGCUCGGCAGAACCGCCAGAGACCGACGCCCCAUCCUCCGGCUCGGUGUCCAGGCAGUUCUCCCGCGACGCCAGCACUUCCACGGUCAGCAUCCAGGGCUCGGGGAACCACUAUCACGCCUGCGCCGCGGAUGACGACUUCGAUGUGGGCUUCGACCCCUCCAUCCUCCCGCCCCCGGACCCCUGGAUCGACAGCGUGACCGAAGACCCCAUGGAGGUGGUGCAGAGGUCCGUGUGCCACAGGGAUGGGCGCUGGUUUCUGAAGCUGCUGCAGGCCGAGACCGACCGAAUGGAAGGCUGGUGUCAGCAGAUGGAGCAGGACGAGCAGGAGAACGAGCUGCCUGACGACAUCCUGGGGAAAAUCCGGAGUGCUGUGGGGAGUGCCCAGCUGUUGAUGUCUCAGAAAUUCCAGCAGUUCAGGGAGCUCUGUGAAGAAAACUUGAACCCCCACGCCCACCCACGACCCAUAUCGCAGGACCUCGCGGGAUUCUGGGACAUGCUGCAGCUCUCCAUCGAGAACAUCAGCUUGAAGUUUGACGAACUGCACCAGCUCAAGGCAAACAACUGGAAACCCCUGGAUCCCCCCGAAAGAAAGGAGAGAAAGAUGCCCCCUCCUGUGCCAAAGAAACCCCCGAAAGGUCACCCUCCCCUGGCGAGAGACCGGUCCCUGGAGAGCACGGAGAAGCAGCGGCAGGAGGCCCGGAAGAGGCUGAUGGCCGCAAAGCGCGCCGCGUCCGUGCGGCAGAACUCCGCCACCGAGAGCGCGGACAGCAUCGAAAUCUACAUCCCCGAGGCUCAGACCCGGCUAUGAACCGCCCUGCAACCCCCCUCCCCACACAGACACCGACACACAGACACACACACAUGCAGGUCAAGGACAGGGUGCUCGUAAUCCAAUCACUCCUCUAUCCCCCCUUCCGCGGGGGGGCCAGGGGGCGGAAACACAAUAAAGCCAAUCGUAUUUCUUUUUCAUUUUCUCUCUCUCUCUGAUCAUUAAGAGUUAUGAUCAGGUUUGUUUCCACCUAUGUGAUGUAGCUGUUCUCCCGACUCCCACAAAACUGUUUUGUGAACCUACUUCUUAGUUUCCUAACUUCCUAACCAAUAUAGCUUAGCCACAUAUCUAAUGUACCAUAGCUGCUGUGCACAUUUUUUUUUAUUUCUUGACCUUGCUCUUGAGAACAACCGUAGAAAAGAAAGUGUUACAAAACAAAGCUGAGUGCAGCAGAUGCAGUAUUCAACAGAUGCAGUGUCUCUAUAAUGCUAUAAUAAUUACCCUGCGGUACUCCUGUUAACUUGAGUACGCUGUAUGAUGUCUUUGUGAGCAACAGUAAGAAGGCAAAAGCAAAAAGAUCCUUUUUUCGGGCGGCCGGAGGGGUGGUACUGGGUUCUGCGCUGGUCAUUUCAUUUAGCAAUUUUGUAGAAACUAGGAAAUUUAAGAGCAGCUGGAAAUUCAUUUUCUUUUGUUUAGUCAUAUCUUUGUACCUGAAUAAGCGGUGUCCGAAACGCAAAAAAAAACUGAAUGGGCAUUCUUGGACAACGGUGGAAAGGGAACAGCAAGCCGCUGUGCGUUAAUUCAUGAAAACGUGAAGACAUCAGACUCCCUUGCUUUCCUGACACGUUCAACUGAAGCUCUUUCUUUAAGGUUGUCAUCAUUCUCAAGAGUAGAAAGAGAGGAAGGUGUGUUACUGUACCUUUUGAAACCUGCAUUAUAAAGCAAGGAGACAAGAAACUGUACGAGAUAACACCUUAGAUUAAGGGUGCCAUGUACAUUAUCAAUGAUUUGCAUUAACACGAUCAUUUCACUGGUCUGUAGCUAUGUUUUGUUUAUCAUGAGCAGACUUGUUGUUGUGAGUGUUUAUAAUCGGCAGUUACAAAGAUGGUGGCAAGCCCUCUACAAGUUGUAAUUCUUCAUUCCUCAAACCUUUUGCUACUUUUUGUUCAGCUGAGGACUUGGGAAGAGGCUCCUAACUGAUAUGUAUGUUUAUUGAUCAUCUAUACAGGACUCUGAAGAGUUACCAAACAUUUAACGCAAACGGUUUAUUUCACUUUUUAAACAAAGUCUUUCCAGUAGGUAGUACAGCAGCUCAAAAUAUUAGCGAACUCUCUUAUUGAACCUUCUUCGGCAGAAGGCCUUUGUGAUGCAUGGGCCAGGGCUAGCCUGGUGCAUCAAGAAGACGGUGUUACUCAUCCUCUCCUGCCUUGUGCAUGGUGGGCUGUGUUAGUAUUAACUCUCAGGAAGAGUUGGGGCAAAGCCAGUGGAGCUAAAUCCGGAUCUCCCAGAAGACAGGCGUGGUGUUAAGUACGCGUGUAUUUAUGUGUGUGUGUGAGUGUGUGUGUGAGUGUGUGUCUUUCAAGUGCUUCCUAAUUUUCAAGGUUGAUAUUGACCUAUUUUUUGGAUGUAAUGAAGUAGCCUCAAAGACAUACUGUAUUAUAGAAAAUCCAGACCCACGUGUAUUUAUUUUAAAUUAAUGUAUGUAGGAAAAUCAAAUAGAAAAAGGUAUACCCCCAGAGCAUGUAGAAACGAAUUUUCAUCAUUAUUUUAGGGGAUCUGAUCUAUUUUUAUUUAUGUUUUUUUGUACCAGUUCAAUUUUAUGUGCACUGUUGCUCUGCAUUUACCUGGAAAUUAUUUUUGGUUUUAUGUUUUGUUUUUGUUUAGACAGACAAAAUAAAUAUGCUCAAUUCAAUUGUGUUUCUUUUUUAUUGUUCCCCGGUUUUAAAACUGAAGAACCUUCCAAUUGAUUCUCAGUCUCUCCUGAAAAAACUGCAUUUAUUUUGUCUGCCCUUAAAUCCAUGUUUUAUUGUAACUCCUGAUUCCUUGAAGGACUUUCCUUUGUGUGCAGAAUUAACCUGAUUGUCAGGUAUUUUGUACAGGAAAUAAGAGUCAGUAUUUGUUGCAAUACUACAGUAUAUGAGCUGCUAGCAGGUUUGUAAAGGAUUGAUAAUGAUAAAUGUACAGUUAAAAAAGCUGACUUCGCCAUUACUUGAACUCACAGCUGGCUCAGAAGCCGAUCCCGAUAAGUACCAUGCUACUAAAAACAAUAAAAACUUGUCUGUGUGCCAAGAGAAGAACAAGAAAGCAAUGCAUUACAAUCGAAAGAUGUGAUAAAAUGAACUUCACGGGUAUUCAAGCUUCCAGGAUUCAGGCAUUAUCAUCUUUCAGUGAAUGCACAUAAGAUGGGUCGCAGUAAGAUUAAUAAUGGUUUAUUCAAUUCUACGCACAAACAUAUUUCUGUAUCUAAUUUCUUACAGCAACUUUUUUCCACAUUUUAUAUCUUUGAAUUGUUUGAUGAUUUGUUUAAACAAGUUCAUGAACAGGAACUCCGAAUGCUGUUUCGGACUUGACCUCUAGCAUAUAGGUGCAACCAUCUGAUUAUACACUUCGAAACAUAGGCAGUUCAUGCUCAACAAAGGGAACACAUGACAACAUCAGAAUUAACUAUAGCUUCAAGUUGCCCGAAGAAAAAAAAACACAAUGCAAAAAAAACUUUCACAAUGUAGAGACAGAGACAUUUCUCUCCGGUAUAUAAAAAGGUAGUCAUCAUAUCUAUUUGCCUUAAUUUAUAAUGUAGCAGUUGAGCACAACCAAGACUCAGGGUGAGAGGGAGGAGAACCUCGUCCCUCUUUUAAUGUAUAAAGGUUUUUUUCUUUACAUUAUUAGUUUUUAUUUAAAAAAAAAUGUCACAACUCAUUUUGAAAUGUUCUGCCCAUCAGCAAAAUAUUAAGCUUAUGUGGAGACCUUACUGAGACCCAUCUUUUGCCUUACCAGUCAGGAUAUAAAGCAGUCAUUUUGCUGUCUUGCAGUAAAUCUCACUGGACAAAGAUUUGUUGACGAGCUAUAAGAUAGUGUUCUAAGGCAAGUGAAAGAGUUUUACAAAAAAUACUUUUUGACAAGUACUACAGUGAAUAACACAUUUUGGUAGCAUGUUCCUAGACUUUCCAGUAACUGACUUACUGAACACGUCUUUUCAACUUUUGGGUACUAAAGCUACCUAUGAUACUUAACUGAAUAUUAAACUAAGUUUUAGUUAUAGUGGGGAUACCAGCUGUAUAAUUGAAUAUCUGCCUAAUUUUGUAUUUUCUUUAAUAAUUAAAAUUAUAAUUAAAAAUUCAAUGCCUGCCAAUUUACAGAAGUCCAUUUUAACACUGUGUUGUGUUAGUGGAUUAAAGUAUUUCUUUUUCAUAACUUGGGCAAAUUAGUUUUGCGAGAGGCAAGUGAAAUAAACUGAGAUAAUGCACUAACAUUACACUUGUUUACUUCAAUUACAAUCUCAUUUGUUUUGUUUUUAUGCUUUUUGUAAAGAAAAGGAAAUUAAGAACGAUUCACCUUUAUUUUUCGUCAGCGAAGUAGGAUACAAUUUCAUUUGUUCAGUAUUGUAUGGUUUAAUUAUGUAUUUUAUUUUAUUUUAUAUAUACAGUUUGAAUGUAAGUUAGCAAAUCAGUAUUCCCUGAUUAAUUUCAGUUUGUCCUGAAGGGGGUGACAGUUCUGAAGAAUGUAAGAAACAGUGAGUUGCUAAAACAAGGAUUUUGCUUUGAUAUGCUACGUGAUUUUCAGAAGAGACUGGAAAUAGUUUGUGUAUGGAUUGACCAAACCAUAAUGAAGGAAUAUCUGUAAAUAUA
Molecule: messenger RNA, 7789 nt
Organism: Lepisosteus oculatus (spotted gar)
Lineage: Eukaryota; Metazoa; Chordata; Actinopteri; Semionotiformes; Lepisosteidae
Gene: dlgap1a
Product: discs, large (Drosophila) homolog-associated protein 1a
Biological process (GO): signaling
Cellular component (GO): postsynaptic specialization; glutamatergic synapse
Molecular function (GO): molecular adaptor activity
Source: RefSeq, a predicted model, not a curated record